This is a messenger RNA of Phyllopteryx taeniolatus (common seadragon), 6534 nucleotides long. It is a transcript of the gene glra3, whose product is annotated as glycine receptor, alpha 3. The record is from RefSeq and is a predicted model, not a curated record. Gene Ontology annotation, molecular function: transmitter-gated monoatomic ion channel activity; transmembrane signaling receptor activity; glycine binding. Gene Ontology annotation, biological process: nervous system process; signal transduction; chloride transmembrane transport. Lineage: Eukaryota; Metazoa; Chordata; Actinopteri; Syngnathiformes; Syngnathidae. The transcript has 6 exons. Gene Ontology annotation, cellular component: plasma membrane; synapse; neuron projection. Bases 2695 to 4452 code for a protein of 585 amino acids.
AGCACAGAGCCUAGAACUGAAUGUGGGGACUUUGAAUGUUGGGACUAUGACAGGAAAAUCUCGGGAGUUGGUGGACAUGAUGAUAGGGAGAAAGGUUGAUAUAUUGUGUGUCCAGGAGACCAGGUGGAAAGGCAGUAUGGCUAGAAGUUUAGGGGCAGGGUUAAAUUAUUUUACCAUGGUGUAGAUGGGAAGAGAAAUGGAGUUGGGGUUAUUUUAAAAGAAGAGUUGGCUAAGAAUGUCUUGGAGGUGAAAAGAGUAUCAGAUCGAUUAAUGAGGCUGAAACUUGAAAUUGAGGGUGUUGUGUGUAAUGUGGCUAUGGCCCACAGGUAGGAUGUGACCUAGAGGUGAAAGAGAAAUUCUGGAAGGAGCUAGACGAAGUAGUACUGAGCAUCCCAGACAGAGAGAGAGUUAUAAUUGGUGCAGAUUGUAAUGGACAUGUUAGUGAAGGUAAUAGGGGUGAUGAAGAAGUGAUAGGUAAGUACGGCAUCCAGGAAAGGACCUUGGAGGGACAGAUGGUGCUAGACUUUGCAACAAGGAUGCAAAUGGCUGUAGUGAACACUUUUUUCCAGAAGAGGCACGAACAUAGGGUGACCUACAAGAGCGGAGGUAGAAGCACGCAGGUGGAUUACAUCUUGUGCAGACGAUGUAAUCUGAAGGAGGUUACCAACUGUAAGGUAGUGCUAGGGGAGAGUGUGGCAAAACAGCAUAGGAUGGUGGUGUGUAAGAUGACUCUGGUGGUGGGGAGGAAGAUUAGGAAGACAAAGGCAGAGAAGAGAACCAUGUGGUGGAAGCUGAGACAGGACGAGUGUGUGCAGCUUUUCAGGAAGAGGUGAGACAGGCUCUCGGUGGACGGGAGGAGCUUCCAGAAGACUGGACCACUGCAGCCAAGGUGAUCAGAGAGGCAGGCAGGAGAGUACUUGGUGUAUCGUCUGGCAGGAAAGUAGAGAAGGAGACUUGGUGGUGGAACCACACAGUACAGGAAAUCAUACAAGGAAAAAGGUUAGCUUAGAAGAAGUGGGACACUGAGAGGACCGAGGAGAGGCGAAAGGAAUACAUUGAGAUGCAACACAGGGCAAAGGUAGAGGUGGCAAAGGCCAAACAAGAGGCAUAUGAUGACAUAUAUGCCAGGUUGGACACUAAAGAAAGAGAAAAGGCUCUAUACAGGCUGGCCAGACAGAGGGGUAGAGAUGGGAACGAUGUGCAGCAGGUUAGGGUGAUUAAGGAUAGAGAUGAAAUAUGUUGACUGGUGCCAGCAGUGUGCUAGCUAGAUGGAAAGAAUACUUCGAGGAGUUGAUGAAUGAGGAAAAUGAGAGAGAAGGGAGAGUAGAAGAGAGAGAAGGGAGAGUAGAAGAGGCAAGUGUGGUUGACCAGGAAGUGGUCAACCGACCCUGCCAAGAUCCAUGCAGUCGUUAACUGGCCCACUCCCACCACCCGCAAAGAACUACGUUUUCCUUGGAUUCGCCAAUUUUCUACCGUCGAUUCAUCCGUAAUUACAGCAGGGUCGCUAUUCCCCUCACUAGCCUCAUAUCCACCAGCUCCCUCUUUCAAUGGACCCUUGCACCAUCCCAAGCAUUCAGUAGACUCAAGACCCUGUUCACCAGUGCGCCCAUUCUUUGCUACCCCGACCCCUCACUCCAGUUUGUGGUUGAGGUUGACGCCUCGGACAAGGGGGCAAGGGCUGUCCUCUCGCAGCGAGACCCCAGAACCCAGAAACCUCACCCCUGUUCCUUUUUUUCCUGUCGUCUGUCCUCUGCCGAGAGGAACUACAGUGUCAGCAACCGAGAACUACUGGCCAUUGUAUGGGCUUUGGAAGAGUGGAGGCACUGGCUGGUGGGGACUGAACUACCAUUCAUCACUUGGACAGACCACAAAAAUCUCUCUUACCUCCGUUCCGCCAAACGCCUUAACCCUCGACAAGCUCGCUGGGCUCUCUUCUUGAGCAGGUUUAAUUUCAAUCUCUCCUUCCGUCCUGGCUCCAAAAACAGCAAACCAGAUGCCGUGUCUCAACUUUACUCACCCCACACCAGCCCUGACAAACUGGAACCCAUACUUGCUUCCUCGUGCUUCGUUGGAGCAGCCACUUGGUAGAUCGAACAGGUGGUUAAGGAGGCCCAAAAAACUCACCUGGAUCCCAAAACUGGGCCUCCAAACCGCCUGUUCGUACCAGAUUCCGCACGCUCUGACGUUCUUCAGUGGGCUCACAACUCCAAACUCACCUGUCAUCCUGGCAUCACCCACACCAUUCAGUUCAUCCGGCAGCAUUUCUGGUGGCCCAGCCUUGUUCAUGACACCCGGGAGUUCAUCCAAGCCUGCUCCGUCUGUGCCCGAGGGAAGUCUUCACACCUGCCCCCAGCUGGGCUGCUGCGUCCAUUGCCUAUCCCUAGCCACCCUUGGUCCCAUAUCACUCUGGACUUCGUUACCGGUCUACCUCCUUCUGUAGGUAACUCUAUCAUUCUCACUAUUGUCGAUCGCUUUUCCAAAUCUGUCCAUUACGUACCCCUCCCCAAACUACCAUCCGCCUUCGAAACUGCUAACCUCCUUGUCCAGCAUGUCUUUAGACUCCACGGUAUUCCCAUCGAUAUUGUCCCUGACAGAGGUCCUCAGUCCUCAUCCCUGGUAUGGAAGGAAUUCUGUAAAGAGGUGGGCGCAGCAGCCAGCUUCUCAUCAGAAUAUCAUCCGCAGACCAACGGCCAGAUGGAGCGGGCAAACCAAUCCCUAGAAUCAGCCCGCCGUUGUGUUGCAUGCAACCCCUGCUCCUGGAGCUCAUUCAUACCAUGGAUUGAGUACACAACUCCCUCAUCAGUUCCGCUACCGGUAUGUCCCCAUUCAUGGCUUGCUAUGGUUACCAACCUCCAUUAUUCAAAGAACAGGAGCAGGCAUUGGCAGUCCCCACAGUCAAGGAUAAUCUCCAGAGAAUCCAGGCAGUGUGGAAAGACGUCCGAGCGGUCGCACGCAAUAAACAGGUCGCGGACCGUCAUCGCUCCCCGACGCCCGAAUACAAGGUGGGCCAAUCUCUCUGGCUUUCUUCUCACGACCUCCCGCUUCAAACUGAAUCCCGUAAACUCACUCCCCAUUUCAUUGGCCCUUUUGCCAAUUACCAAAAUCAUCAAUCCCACUUCCGUCCAGUUGAAGCUUACUCAGUCCUUAAAGAUUCACCCAACCUUCUACGUCUCAUUGCUCAAGCCUGUCUCCACCUGUGCCCUAAACCCUCCGGCCGAACCCCCUCAAUUCCCCCGCAUUAUUGACGACCAGCCGGCCUUCACGGUGUCGCACAUCCUCGACGUGAGGUCGAGGGAGUGGGGAUUCCAGUACCUGGUCGACUUUUGGACGACUUCCAUGGGCCAGGGAAGACUGGCAGGACGCCGGGAGGCGUCCGUUGAGAGGCUGUCAUAUACUGCCCUGCAGUUCCAUUAUUGGAGCCGGGGAGGUGCUUUGCGUCCUCUUCCUCUCCCCCCUCCCCUCUCUGUUUUCAGCACCUGUUUCCAAUCAGCCUUAUCACCACCGGUCUAUAAGCCUGCCUGUUCCAGGAAAUCCUCGCCAAAGUAUUGCAGUUACUUCCAGCGCCAGCCACAUGUCCUCACCACUGCCUGCACCUGUCCACGCCACCGCCUGCCAACCAACUUAGGCAUUCAAUGUAAAUUUACUUGUAUUGAAGUGCGGUUCCACUUGGAGCGUCAGAUGGGCUACUACCUGAUCCAAAUGUACAUCCCGUCUCUGCUGAUUGUUAUUCUAUCAUGGGUCUCCUUUUGGAUUAACAUGGAUGCAGCCCCAGCCAGAGUGGCGCUUGGCAUCACUACUGUCCUCACAAUGACAACACAGAGUUCAGGCUCCAGGACUUCAUUGCCAAAGGUCUCCUAUGUCAAGGCCAUAGACAUCUGGAUGGCAGUGUGUCUACUGUUUGUUUUCUCUGCACUGUUGGAGUAUGCUGCGGUUAAUUUUGUGUCAAGGCAACAUAAAGAGCUGCUACGAUUCAAGCGAAAUCCCAAGAAGAGCAAGAACAGUGGAGGUGCAGUUGAUGCAGAUGAGCUAGCCGAAUCCCUCCAUCGUGUUAACAUUGACAACGGCCUCAAGGCAUCAGACCCUCUCUAUGGAUCUAUGAACAACAUCUACAGCACCAACUACAGGGAACGGGAAGUACAUGAGACCAGACUGACCUCUACAGCUGCUGUAACCUCCACUCCCAGCAACACCAAGGACUCCAAGGCCACCACUAACAAUACUGUCACUGUACUGAACACUCAAGGAGCCCCAGCAAACACUGCCCUGAAUCCCCCGGGAGUCCCUUCAGGAGGACGGAAAAGCACGGAGGAAAUGAGAAAGUUAUUUAUCGACCGAGCCAAAAAGAUUGACACGGUAUCGAGGGCCGGUUUUCCCCUGGCCUUCCUGUUUUUCAACAUAUUCUACUGGGUUCUUUAUAAAAUACUUCGCCAUGAAGAUUUCCAUUCGCCAUAGAGAAAGAAAGACAGUGUGUUAAUCAAGUAUGCACACAUAAAUGCAAACACACUAGUACUGUAGCUCAUGUGAGGAAAUGCUUUCUUCCUUUACAUCACAUUACCUUAACUCCCUCUUUAAUAAGAACUGCAAUCCACGACGUCACAUUGCUCCAAAGUUUCAAUAGACAGAAAACUCCAAACAGUGGCCACAAACAUAGAUGUACAAGCAUACACAGAUGCUAAAUUAUCAUGAUUUGGUCGGGUUGAAGACAAUUCAGCAUGACUCAGACAGCACAGUGUUUUUACUAGGAAACUGUGUUUGGAUGCUGCUGGGAUAGUGACAGCGUUUGAGAUCUGAGGCUGGAUUUUCAUUGCCGCUUUUAAUCCCGAUUUCCAAUUCAGUGCCUAUAUGACUUUCGGGGGGAGGGGGGGGUCUGUCAUAUUAGACAUUACCGAGCAUUAAUUUGGCGUGCACAGGCCUUUUCACCUUAACUUAGGUAGUAAAGGCAGUUAACGUCUGCAUUACUGAACUGGCCACCAUUGCUUUUCUCAUGUAAUGGCAUACGCACCUCAGCUGUCGUGUUGAUUCUGGUUGAUGUUUGGGUAGAUGUGUGAGUACACGCUAUGCAUUGGAGAUUUGCAAUGGCAUCCACUUCACAUUGACAUUGUUUAUCCAACCUGUUUACUUAUACUGCAAUCACAUUGACAGACCUGAUUCAGUUUUAAUAUGUCCUAUUGUGUUUGUGUGUUUGUGUGCGUGCGUACGUUCAUACUGCCAUGACCCACAUCCAGACUGAUCCCAUUGGAGGCGGGGGGAAACAGAAUUGAGUCACUUGAACCAUUUCAUGUAAAUGUAGCCUGAAUGUCUUUGUCCAGUUUGACCAAUGUCCAGUUUUUGCUAAUUACAACUAAAAUGCACUUAUGUGAAAAAUGAAGUGAAAGAUAAGAAUAAGAACUGACACGUUCUUCUAUACAAAUCACGGCACACAAUUAAUUCUGACUGACUGUGUUUGUUUUGUUUUCCGUCAAUCCAUCUUGAGUGCAAAAUUAUUUCAGUAUGGUGGAUCUUGAGUCCCUGAAUCCACCUCGCUGAAAUCAACAAACUGUGUUCUUUGUAUGUGUUAUCUAUGUGGUAGCCUACAUUUUACACAUCACUUAAGAUAAGAAUUCCCUCAGUGAGACCAGCCACAUGAUGUACACCACUCAUUAGAACUUACAUGUCACUUUAUUAACGUGUAAAGGUAGAAACCUCUUGCCGGCCUUUCAUUUUUUUCACUGUAGCAGUGGUAAGCUACAUCUAACUCGUCACUGUCAGUAAAACUGAAAUUUAGCAAUGCUUGGGUGACAUACCGCUCAGCUUUAUCACAUUUUAAAAAGCAAAUGGCAGUCCUAACAACAUUUUUUUCUUAUAAACCAAAAUGGUCAUUGCAAUUUACCAAAACUCAUUUUAAAGCAGUUGAACCUUGUGAUUACUGAAUUAACAUCCCCAAUCAGCAAAGAAAUGAAAUUAUAUAAAAACAUUAAACAUUCAUACAGUUGCUAUAGCGCUUAACCUCGUUAGUCGCGUGUGAGCUGAAUCCUAUCUCAGCUGACUAUGAACAAGAGGCAGGGACCAGGUACAGCCUGGACUGGUCGGCAGUCAAUGAAGGCACAUAGACAAAGAACCAUUCAUGCUCACAUUCACGGCUAUGGACAAUUUAGUCUUCAGUUAAAGACCCUGUAAAGUAAUUUCAGUGAUUUGUUUGUUAAUGCAUUAAAUACGUUUGAAGAUGUGUGUGCUGAAAAUGUGCAAAGCGAGAGCUAUUUAGUACUGAACUGAUGAGAUGUACUGUAGCGUUAAACUUUUUCUCACCACUUUAAUUGUCCAGAUUUUUUUCGUGUGGCUAAAACUAAGACCAAGUACGCACUUGAGCUUUCUGGCAUGAGUCGGUUCUCCCCCACUUUAUGGCAUGUCAUCAUGGCAUUGAAGUGCCCCGUGACGACUCGGUGCUAGCCGCUAUAGCCCGCGGGCUUGCAGGCUAACAGACCGGCGAUGGUGUCCUGCAAUACGUCACUUUAUUUACUUUAUUUACAUUUACGUUUACGUCACUUACAUUUACUU